Molecule: messenger RNA, 735 nt
Organism: Penicillium angulare
Lineage: Eukaryota; Fungi; Ascomycota; Eurotiomycetes; Eurotiales; Aspergillaceae
Product: TPR and ankyrin repeat-containing protein 1
Exons: 1
Coding region: 1-735 (244 amino acids)
Source: RefSeq, a predicted model, not a curated record
AUGCUUGAACAGUACAAAAAAUACAACAAGAAGGACUACUUACAGGUGGUCACCCUUGUCGAAUAUGAAGGAUGUCCUCCCGAGCUUUGCAAAUUCUUGGAAAGCUGUGAACUCAUUAGCCUAAGCAGCCUACUCUCCGUCUCAUAUUCCGAAAAAGAGACAACCCUUAUCGAGGAGAGACCCCCGGACAAUAUCGAACUCACAGAGCAUGAGGUAGAGUUGAUUCGCAAGCUGGAGCGACGUUGGAAACGUCGGCUCAAAAUUUCAGAUGAGCGUCGUCGAGCACAAGAAACGAUAGAAGGUCGGCUCAUCGAGGACUUGUUCAAAAUGAUGGAUGAAAAGUGGACUGAGCCCGCACCUAGUCUCAGAGGCGUGAUCAGGAUCUGUAGAAUCCAAGCCCGUAAACGAAUAUUUUCCGCUUUGCCUCUCAUGGUCGAUUUGGAAAACGCCCACAUCGAUUUCCAGAGAAUCAAGGCCCAAGCCAAACUUCGUUUAGACAGAGAAUCUUCUGUUCACGAUCUUGAUGAGCUCUAUGCUAUUCAUGCUAUGCUGCCACCGAUUGAGCGACAGUUCUCUAUCUUGGAUGGCCUGCUGACUGUCAACGGCCUGUCCCUAUACUUGCAGACUUUACACUCCAGCUCGUUUGACAGUGAUUUCCGAGACUUUGAACGCAUGCUGAUCACGACGAUUGAAGGUUUGAACACCAUCCGUGGACGAGUCGAAGCGAUUCGGUAA